GGGCCCCACGAUUAUGACAAAAAAGGGAACGCCAACGCCACGUUUGUAGUAUUUCCACCGAAACGCGACGUGUGGUGUUCGAACCUGUGCACUUCAACGUGGCCUCACCACUACGUGUCCCAAUGGCUCCUUCCUAUAAAGCCUCCCUUCCUCCCCUUUUCUUUCUCCUCACUUUUACCCCAAAUUUUGCUUCAAAUUCAACGUUCAAUCUCCUCCGUUCGUUUGUUUCUUGAUGGACGGUAACGGAAGAGGAGGCUGCUGCAUCGCCCGCUAUGUCGGCCCACCGUACGACAUGUCGAAGGUCGACAAAAUCAUGCUUAGAUUCCGACCCAUUGCGCCGAAGCCGGCGGUUUCUUCCGGAUCUGGGUCUGCCGGUUCCACGCCGGAGAAAUCUGAGGUUUCUGGGUCCACUGGUAGAGGGAAGAGGAAGUGCGGUGGAAAUAAGCGGUUUGGUAAUCGGAGAAAGAAGGGUGUGGCGAAGGACGGCGGCGUUUUGUGUUCGGCGGUGACGUUGCCGCUUUUGCCGGAGAUGCCUGAAGGGAGAAACGCGCCGGUUUGGUUGAGUUUUGAGGGGGUUAAGACUGGAGAGGAUCGGGCGGCGGCGGCGGCGGUGGUGGCGGUGCCGCAGGCGGUGAGGAUGGUAGCGUCUUUGGUGACGGUGGAGCGCGUGGCGGAGAUAGCGUGGGGGGAAGGGGUGGAGUUAGGGAGUACGGAUGAGGAGAGGAGGAGGAAUCUGGAGGAGGACACGUGUCCAGGGUUUAUAUCGGACGGUGAAGGGAAGGUGACGUGGACGAAUAAGGCGUAUAGGGAGAUGGUGGGGGGUACGGCGGAGGUGGAGGAGGAGGCGGUGAGGGUUCGGCUGGAGAUGAAAGAGGAGGAGACGGCGGAGGAGUGGUGGCCGGCUUUCACUUGCAGAGUGAAGGUUCAGUACCGGAGUAGAUGGGGGAAAGAUAGGAGGUCGUUGACGGCGCCGUGUGAUGCGUGGAGGAUGGACGGCGGUGGGUUUGCUUGGAGGCUGGACGUGAAGGCGGCGCUGAGUCUCAGCUUUGGGCGGUGAUGCGGCGGUGGAAGGUUGGGAUUUGGCAGAUUUUGAUUGGGAGAUUAGAGAGAAAAAAUGUGAAUAUUGAGGGUUUUAUUUUAGGAUGACGUCAUUUUCUUUUUCUUUUUUUUUGUGUAAAUAUUUUCAGGAUGACGUUUUUUCUGAUUUUCUAUUUAAUUUUUAA
Messenger RNA from Cucurbita moschata (crookneck pumpkin), 1223 nucleotides. RefSeq lists its product as uncharacterized. Lineage: Eukaryota; Viridiplantae; Streptophyta; Magnoliopsida; Cucurbitales; Cucurbitaceae. The coding region runs from base 233 to 1057 and encodes 274 amino acids. The transcript has a single exon. The record is from RefSeq and is a predicted model, not a curated record.